AUGGAUCCGCCAGGACGACUGUACUAUCCUACCCUGUCGGAUACCAUCGAAGACAUCGAAAAAUAUCGGCCAGGGGGGUUUCAUCCCGUGCAUCUUGGAGACACCUUCCACGGAAAGUACAAAGUCCUACACAAACUUGGUGCUGGCGGCUUCUCCACCACCUGGCUUGCCCGCGACGCUGUAGAAGAACGAUAUGUUGCCUUGAAGAUCCUGCGAUCGGACGAGACGGCCCGUCGGAAUGAGCUGGACAUGCUCCGUCGACUCGCAGAGCUGCAAACCAACCAUCCUGGAAAGAAACACAUUCGGACGCUCGUUGACCACUUCAGCAUACAUGGACCUAAUGGCGAACACAUCUGUCUCGUUACUGAAGUCGCCGGUCCCAGUCUGCGCGAUGUUUACAGUGCUCAAAAUCCGUCAGGAUGUGGAUAUGGGCAAGGUUCUCGAAGGUUGCGAGCCGACAUUGCCCAGACUAUCCUCAACCAGAUCGCGCAGACGGUGGAUUCCCUUCAUUCGCACCGAAUCUGCCACGGGGAUCUCACUCUGUCGAACGUGCUUCUGAAGCUGAAUUCAAUGGAUGCUUGGACGGAAGAUGAACUAUACCAUAGACUCGGGAUGCCUGUGAAAGUGCCCUUGCGCCUCUCUUCUGGCGAGGAACACAGCGGUUCUGGUCCUCUGUAUGCCGUCGAGCCUGCGGGCCUUCCUGAUGCAGCAUUCUUGGAGAACAACAUACUCCUUGUCGAUUUCGGAAAAGCUUUCGAACUCGACAGCCCACCUCAACCGAAAGACAUCGGUGUCCCUUCGGAUUACAGAGCGCCUGAGACAAUCCUCGACUUGGUCUAUACUCCUCCUUCAGAGGCAUGGUCCCUGGCCUGCCUCUUGUACGAGGUCAGAGCUGGGCAACGCUUGUUCGCAAAUCUCUUGGGUGGUCCAGACGAGAUCGUUAAGCAGAUGGUGGAGAUGAAAGGUGCUUUGCCCGAACCUUGGUGGAGUUUGUGGGACCUCAGGACGGACUACUUUGACGAGUCUGGGAAACCUCUGCAGGAGUGGCCGGACGGCACCACCUGGGCCAUCGAGUAUCCAAUCGACGAGGCAAUUGAUGACAUUGGUGCCUAUGAUGACGAAGAAGAAGGCGCUGUAUCUGGACUUUGCGCAUCAAUGCUGGAACCGUGCGGAGCAAAGGUGCCUGGAACAGAGGCGGAAAACAUGUUAGAACUCCUCAAGGCUGUGCUGAGGUGGACUCCCGAAGAGCGUGUAUCCAUCAAACAGAUAUAUCAGCAUCCAUAG
Messenger RNA from Saxophila tyrrhenica, 1284 nucleotides. RefSeq lists its product as uncharacterized. Lineage: Eukaryota; Fungi; Ascomycota; Dothideomycetes; Mycosphaerellales; Extremaceae. Bases 1 to 1284 code for a protein of 427 amino acids. Gene Ontology annotation, molecular function: protein serine/threonine kinase activity; ATP binding. The transcript is spliced from 2 exons. The record is from RefSeq and is a predicted model, not a curated record. Gene Ontology annotation, biological process: peptidyl-threonine phosphorylation; peptidyl-serine phosphorylation.